Messenger RNA from Spathaspora passalidarum NRRL Y-27907, 1570 nucleotides. RefSeq names its product Rav2p (gene RAV2). The transcript has a single exon. NCBI's taxonomy places the organism in Eukaryota, Fungi, Ascomycota, Pichiomycetes, Serinales, Debaryomycetaceae. Gene Ontology annotation, cellular component: RAVE complex. Bases 180 to 1373 code for a protein of 397 amino acids. The record is from RefSeq and is a predicted model, not a curated record.
GUGAAGCUUGCUCUCAUUGGUUAGUGUGCAGGAGUGGAAUUUGGAUUUUUGCAGAUUAACUUGAAUUACUGGUUACUGUUUUGUAACAUGCAUUGAUGUUUUUACAUGUUACAUAACGUCAUUAUCUUAAAUCUUAUUAUGAAACCAUUCGAGUUACUUCGCUAGUUAGUGCUAUUCAAAUGACAACCAUAGCUGUUCCUGAUCCACUUUCUUCAUACAUCACUACAAUUCAGCAGAGCCAAGAUGACAAGGAACUACAUUGGUUAAUUGCUCAAAUAAUUAGUCCUGAGUUUCCUCAAAUUAUCGAAACAUUAGAAAUAUGUCGUAACUUAUUAAUGUACAAUUCUCCACAACAGCCAGAUCCCAAGAACCGAAUUGAAAGGGGACCAGCAAUAAAAUUACCCGUGUCUCUGGGUAAAUCGGAAGUAUUAAAGGGAAUUGUCGUACGAGAUGGUGAGAAUAUCUCCCAAUUCCAGGUCAGUAUUCAUGAGCCUCAUUUAAACAAGUAUAUCCACAAGCUAAACCUAGUUAAACCCAUUUUAUUGCCACAAAUUAUAACUGCAAAGGAAUCAAUUGAAGACUCUAUUGAUAUUAUAAACCAACUAUUAGACUUGUUUAAAAGUGAAAUACACGAGGAUGACGAAAGGUUAGUAAGACUAUUUAUAAACCUCCUUGAAAAGAUUCAAAUUUCUAAAACCAGCCUACAAAUUCCCAUUGAUCCAAAUUUGGUGUUUCCCUUGAAUAUAACACCACCAGAUACAUUUGAACCAGAAUUAGUUCCUUCUAUUGCCAUUGAUUUCUAUAUCAGUCAAGCUGAAAUGUGUAUAGAUUUAAAGUCUCUUCAUCGAGUUAAAGAGAAGCCAUGGGGAGAAAUUGAGAAAUCUACCGGGAGAUCAUACAUUGAUAAGAUCAGAGACGAAAUGAAAUUACCAAAUUCACAAAGCUCAAUCAUUUCAAGAACACCUUCAAUACAAACCUAUGCUGGAUCAUUUUCAUCGCAACAAGUGCCACCAAAGCCUGAUCCACCUGUGGAAACUUCCACGCAUAUUCCACCUAGUCCACCAUUAAAUGUAGCUGAUAUUGAAAAAAGGUUACAUGAAAUGACAGCAGCGGCUUCUACUACUGAACACACAGAAAAUACCAGUGGUUUCAAUCUAGGUAAGGUUAUGAGUCGUUUACAAUUAGGUCCCAAGCACGAUCCAAUUGAUUAUAUCACCAAAUGUAUUACUUACAAUUCCAUGGUGGUUAUGGUUAGUAAGAAAGUUGAAGUUUCAUCGCCUGAUCCAGUGUUGGUUAGUGCAUUUACUAAACUUGACAGUGUGGAAUAUUUAAUUAGUAGUUAUUUAGAUUGUUUAAAUAAGUUAAUGAAUUGAGAUAACAGUUAUUUUUUACAACCACGCGACACUAUGUUUGUAGCAAGCUUCACUAAAUCAUUAGAAGCUAUUCUUGAAAACUUCUCAACGAUUUAGAAGAUUCGGCUCAAAGUUGUAAUCAGAAUGUUUAUUUUGUUAAAGCUUUCAGCCAAAUAUUCUCCAAUUCUUACCAUAGUUCUUGCAAAGUUGCCAUGUUU